Messenger RNA from Dendroctonus ponderosae (mountain pine beetle), 1258 nucleotides. RefSeq lists its product as uncharacterized. The coding region runs from base 239 to 631 and encodes 130 amino acids. The transcript has 3 exons. Lineage: Eukaryota; Metazoa; Arthropoda; Insecta; Coleoptera; Curculionidae. The record is from RefSeq and is a predicted model, not a curated record.
UUAUCGGCGAAAAUUUAAUAUAACACCUCUUAUAUGAUUCGUUGUUUCUUAUCAAACACUCCUCCUCAGUACUAGCGGCUCGAAAUCAACGCUUUCUCGAACCUAUAAAGCGAUCGAACUUUGGGAUUUGUUAACCAAAAGGAGGGAUUAUAAAGGCAAGGUAGAUUGUCGAGUGAGGAAAUUAACUGAACAAAAAACUCAGAGGAAAUCGCAACUAAAAUAAUUUAAAACAUCCCUGAUGAAUUUAGUGGUGUUAAUAAUCGUGUUUUCGAUUGGAAACAUUCGCGAAACUUUUGCAAGAAGUGUCGUGGUGUCCAGUGCUAUAGGAGUUCAAGAUUCCGAAGCUGCAGACGCCAGAAUAAGCCAAAACGACCAGAAGCAGAUUAGUGGAAAUUAUAUUUCCUAUUUGGAUAAUCAGGCUGCACUAUUAGUUGAUCAAAUUCAACAAUACAAGAACAAGGAACUGAGCAAAGAGGUCCAAAGCAGAAUUGAGGAAUUUAUCAUGUUGAAGCAACAAUCUAACAACCAGAGGCAAAAAAGACGACCACGUCUCACACCUUGUUUGUUCAAGAUAUGCAACAUGGGAAGAAAACGUCAACAUCACGUUUUAUGUACGUACAAAAGCGACUAAUGAUACAAAAGGAGCAACAAUGUCCUAAACGGCUUGAUGGGAUGUGUGUUAAGCUAAAAAUUGUAUUUUCUGUUUAAUGACGAUAACAGAUAUUUUUUUAUGUCACCACAGCUGAAAAGAAAUCCAGAGCAAGACUUAUAGGUUUCAUUACUUGGAAGCAAUAGUUUAAAAUAUUUGAAAGAAGAUGUUUUUUUUCCUUUUUUCCGUUGUAACAGGGUAUUUUCUUUCAGAUUAUUUUCAUAUUACAUUUUUAUCUGUAACCAGUACCUGCUGUAUUCUUAUAAAUCGAAAAUACACUCAAAUGAUGUAAAUAUUAGUCGUUAAUAUAUCACAGUAUCCCAUUAGAGAAUUUACAAUGUUUGUUAUGUAAGUGUAAUUUUCGCGAUCUGCAACUUAUUCUAUUUUCAACAAUAUUAUUUUAGUAUUAUUACAGUAUGCUAUUUAUUUUUAUAUUUUUAUAAAACUGUAAAUACACUUUAAAUCAACCAUCAGUAGGAUAUAGUUUAAGCUGCUACUUACGUGCAUUUGAUAUAGCGGCCCUUUCUCGCUAGUUAGUUUACUAUAUCAACCUCGUUGAAUAUUUUUUAUUUUUUUAUAAAUAAAGUCGACAUAGGCAAAUAUCAAGUA